AUGGGCCGGUGGAGGGGGGCGGAGCGAGAGCCCUCCCUUCAGCCUUCCACUGGGGUGACAGACACCGCGAAGGGCGCGCCCCAGGGCGUGCGGGGUCCUCGCCAGGCCAGGCUCCCGGGGCGCCGGGCACCCGCGGGCCCCAGGGCCCCUCACCAGGCUGGAAGGGCUGCACCGCGAGCCGUCACGGCUGUGGCCGCAAAGGCCAGGGGCCCUUGGUGUCACCGCCCCAAUGAAAGCCCGGAUGAAAACCACAGACGGGGUCGCACUCACCAGCAUGGCCGCGCCCAGCACCCCCCAGCACUCCCCACACCAUCCCGACCCCCAAGCCCCCGCUCCCCAGCCCCACCUGCACUCCCCAGCCCCACCUGCACGCCCCAGCCCCCGACCCCCAACCCCCGACUCCCCAGCCCCACCUGCACUCCCCAGCACCCAGCACCCGGCUCCCCAACCCCCGACUCCCCAGCCCCACCCGCACUCCCCAGCACCGGACUCUCCAGCCCCCGACCUCCCCAGCCCCACCUGCACUCCCCAACCCCCGACUCUCCAGCCCCACCUGCACUCCCCAGCACCCGGCUCCCCAGCCCCCUCCCCAGCCCCACCUGCACUCCCCAGCCCCCGACCCCCCAACCCCCGACUCUCCAGCCCCACCUGCACUCCCCAGCACCCGGCUCCCCAGCCCCCCUCCCCAGCCCCACCUGCACUCCCCAGCCCCCGACCCCCCAACCCCCGACUCCCCAGCCCCACUGCACUCCCCAGCACCCGGCUCCCCAGCCCCCCGCUCCCCAGCCCCACCUGCACUCCCCACCCAGCCCGGGGGCUGCGGGGCGGGACCGGCCGCGCCCGCUUUGGGGAGCCGCUCUCCUCCCGUCCCGCGUCCGAAGGCGCCCGGUCGGGCCUAGGAGGAGGCCAGGCCGCCCGGCGCCCUCCGCCUUCCCCACAUCCACCCCAGCGGGCCGAGGCCGGGCCGGGGGCCGGGGGGCCGGGGAAGCGGCUGCGGGGCGCGUCAGCCCGGCGCCCCCCCGGAUUCGCCGCCACCCGGGACUCGCGGUGCCCGGACCACGAGGGCGCCCGCGGGGCGGGGCGGGGCGGUGCGGGGCGAUGCGGGCCCCGGCCGGAGUCCCCCGGAGCGCGCAGGCCCCGCCGCCUCGGGCUGCUCCUUCCCCGGGACCCCGCCGGGAGUUGGGGCGCAGUUCCGACCGCGAGACGGUGCGGCCCGCCGGGGCCAUGCGGGGCUCUCGCCGGGUCCCCGCGCCCGGCCCCGGGCUUUUUUCUGGGGUGGCCGGGGGCGGGGGGGUGGGCGGCGCCGGUCUCGGCGGGCUUCGAGCCUCGCCCGGAGCGCGGGGCCAGGCGGAGCCCGCAACGCCCAGCGCCCUGCAGCCCGCCGCCGCCCGACCCGGGGCCCAGGCCGCAGGGGUGGGCGUCGCCGGCCCUUCCCGGGCCCCGCGUCUCGGGUUUGUGGACACCGCUCGCGACAGUAACCGCCCAGGAGCGACUGUCCAUCGUUUCAACCGGGCAGAGGAGGGGCCGAAUGCGGGCCGCCGGGGCGCGACCCACGGCCCGCGGCACCAUGGGGCCCGCAGCACGGGGCGCACGAGACCCAAGGCCCGCGGCACCAUGGGGCCCGCGGCACGGGGCGCGCGCGACCCACGGCCCGCGGCACAUGGGGCCCGCAGUACGGGGCGCACGCGACCCACGGCCCGCGGCACCAUGGGGCCCGCAGCACGGGGCGCGCGCGACCCACGGCCCGCGGCACCAUGGGGCCCGCGGCACGGGGCGCACGCGACCCACGGCCCCCGGCACCAUGGGGCCCCGCGGCACGGGGCGCGCGCGACCCAAGGCCACGGCACCAUGGGGCCCGCAGCACGGGGGCGCCGGAGAUUCUUUUUUCCCCUCCCAGAGAGAAAUCCCUAA
Molecule: messenger RNA, 1911 nt
Organism: Perognathus longimembris pacificus (Pacific pocket mouse)
Lineage: Eukaryota; Metazoa; Chordata; Mammalia; Rodentia; Heteromyidae
Product: basic proline-rich protein-like
Exons: 1
Coding region: 1-1911 (636 amino acids)
Source: RefSeq, a predicted model, not a curated record